This is a messenger RNA of Talpa occidentalis (Iberian mole), 4656 nucleotides long. RefSeq names its product ATP-dependent RNA helicase DDX54-like. Gene Ontology annotation, molecular function: RNA binding; RNA helicase activity; ATP binding. NCBI's taxonomy places the organism in Eukaryota, Metazoa, Chordata, Mammalia, Eulipotyphla, Talpidae. The record is from RefSeq and is a predicted model, not a curated record. Gene Ontology annotation, cellular component: nucleus.
AUGGCGGCCGGCACGCGCCCGGCGGCCGGCCCUCGGUCUCGCGCGGCCAUGGCCCAGUGGAGGAAGAAGAAGGGGCUCCGGAGGCGCCGGGGCGCGGCCGCCCAGGCGCGCAGCAGCGACUCGGAGGACGGCGAGUUCGAGGUCCAGGCGGAGGACGACGUGCGGGCCCGAAGGUGCCCGGGUCCUGGCAGACCCUUGCCCGCCUUCCCCGCCUCAGAAUGCAUGUCGGACGUGGAGCCGGACACGCGGGAGGGGAUGGAGGCCCAGAACAAGAAGAAGAAGAAGUCGGGCGGCUUCCAGUCCAUGGGCUUGAGCUAUCCAGUAUUCAAAGGCAUCAUGAAGAAGGGCUACAAGGUGCCCACGCCCAUCCAGAGGAAGACCAUCCCGGUGAUCCUGGACGGCAAGGACGUGGUGGCCAUGGCCCGCACGGGCAGCGGCAAGAGCUGCUUCCUCAUCCCCAUGUUUGAGCGGCUCAAGACCCGCAGCGCCCAGACCGGGGCCCGCGCUCUUGCUUCUCCCACCCGGGAGCUGGCCCUGCAGAUGAAGUUCACCAAGGAGCUGGGCAAGUUCACCGGCCUCAAGACUGCCCUGAUCCUGGGCGGGGACAAAAUGGAAGACCAGUUUGCGGCCCUGCACGAAAAUCCCGACAUAAUCAUUGCCACGCCUGGGCGCUUGGUGCAUGUGGCUGUGGAGAUGAACCUGAAGCUGCAGAGCGUGGAGUACGUGGUGUUCGAUGAGGCCGACAGGCUCUUUGAAAUGGGGUUCGCAGAGCAACUGCAGGAAAUCAUCGCGCGCCUCCCGGGGGGCCACCAGACAGUCCUGUUCUCCGCCACUCUGCCCAAACUGCUGGUGGAGUUUGCCCGGGCAGGCCUCACAGAACCUGUGCUCAUCCGACUAGAUGUGGAUGCCAAACUCAACGAGCAGCUCAAGACCUCCUUCUUCCUUGUGCGUGAGGACACCAAGGCUGCCGUGCUGCUUCACCUGCUGCGCAAUGUGGUGCGGCCGCAGGACCAGACAGUGGUGUUUGUGGCCACAAAGCACCAUGCCGAGUACCUCAGUGAGCUGCUGACAACCCAGCGGGUGAGCUGCGCCCACAUCUACAGCGCCCUGGACCAGACGGCCCGCAAGAUCAACCUGGCCAAGUUCACACAUGGCAAGUGCUCUGCCCUCAUCGUGACCGACCUGGCAGCCCGGGGCCUGGACAUCCCGCUGCUAGACAACGUCAUCAACUACAGCUUCCCCGCCAAGGGCAAGCUUUUUCUGCACCGCGUGGGCCGUGUGGCCCGGGCUGGUCGAAGUGGCACAGCCUACUCCUUGGUGGCCCCCGACGAGGUUCCCUACCUGCUGGACCUGCACCUGUUCCUGGGCCGUGCCCUCACCCUUGCCCGCCCCACGAGGAGCCCUCAGGGCGCACCGGGCGGGGACGGAGUGCUGGGCCGCGUGCCGCAGGGCGUGGUGGACGACGAGGACUGCGGCCUGCGGACCACGCUGGAGAACUCGCUGGAGCUGCGAGGCCUGGGCCGCGUGGCCGACAACGCCCAGCAGCAGUACGUGCGCUCUCGGCCGGCGCCCUCACCCGAGUCCAUCAAGAGGGCCAAGGAGCUGGACCUGGCAGAGCUGGGCCUGCACCCCCUCUUCAGCUCACGCUUCGAGGAGAAGGAGCUGCAGCGGCUGAGGCUGGUAGACAGCAUCAAGAACUACCGCUCGCGGGCGACCAUCUUUGAGAUCAACGCCUCCAGCCGGGACCUGAGCAGCCAGGUGAUGCGAGCCAAGCGGCAGAAGGACCGAAAGGCCAUCGCCAGCUUCCAGCAGGGGCGGCAGGACCGGCAGGAGGGCCUGACCAGCCGAGCCCUGAGCUGCCCGGCCCCGCGGGAGACGCAGCCCGAGCAGGAGGAGGAGGAGGCGGCUGUGAGGGAGAGUGUGGAGGACAUCUUCACAGAGGUCGUGGGCCGCAAGCGGCAACAGCCAGGACUUGAGCGGGAUGCCAAGAGGCGGAGGGAAGGGGCCCGCCAGCGGGACCAGGAAUUCUACGUCCCCUACCGGCCCAAGGACUUCGACAGCGAGCGGGGCCUGAGCGUCGGUGGGGACGGGGGUGCCUUUGAGCAGCAGGUGGCGGGCGCGGUCCUGGACCUGAUGGGGGACGAAGGCCAGAACCUGACCAGGACGCGGCAGCAGCUCAAGUGGGACCGGAAGAAGAAGCGGUUUGUGGGGCAGUCGGGACAGGAGGACAAGAAGAAGAUCAAGACCGAGAGUGGCCGCUACAUCAGCAGCUCCUACAAGCGGGACCUCUACCAGAAGUGGAAGCAGAAACAGAAAAUUGACGAUCGCGACUCGGAGGACGAGGGGCCGGCUCACCAGCGGGGCCCCGCCCGGAGAGGUGGGAGGUGGGGCCGAGGCCCAGGUGCAGCCCAGUCCCGCAGUCCGGCCGCCCCCUCUGGCCACGUGCGCUCCGAGCUGAAGACCAAGCAGCAAAUCCUGAAGCAGCGGCGGCGGGCCCAGAAGAUGCGCUUCCUGCAGCGCGGAGGCCUCAAGCAGCUCUCUGUCCGCAACCGCCGCCGGGUCCAGGAGCUGCAGCGGGGGGCCUUCGGCCGGGGGGCCCACUCCAAGAAGGGCAAGAUGAGGAAGAAGAUGUGAGGAGGGACCCAGCCUCGACUCCCGUGUGGCCAAGCGUCCCUGCCUGGCCUGUGCUGAUCCGGGAGCUCCCUGUGGGAGCUGCAGCCAUGGAAAGUGACGCUGUGUGGCCCAGGAAGGCGGUGGCUGCCUCCGCCCAAGACACUGCGCAGGGUCAUGCAGUUGUCAGAAGCUACCAGCAAGGCCUGCGGGCCAAGGCAGGGCGGGAACUCGGCGCUGUUUCCGGGUUCAGAGGUCACGGUCACCACUCUAAACCUGGGUGCCUCGGCUCCGUGAUGUAUUUAUAAUGUAAUAAACCUUUAUUGAGCACAUCUCAUGGGCCAGGAGCACGGUCCGCUCAGGCGUCCAAAGGGCCAGACCAGGUCGGGGCCUGUGAGUGAGUCUGGUAUGACCCCACCCCGGCCCCGAGGGUGGGCUCUGCUGCUGUCUCCAUUUCACAGAUGAGGAAAAUGAGGCCCACGGGACAGGUCACCAACCUGAGGUGACAAGUCAGAAGCUGGUGGUCAGUUCCCCUGCCUCCUGCUAGGACCACUGGCGACUGGAGAGGACUGAGGGCUGGGGGACCGGACUGAGAGGGGUUAGCUCUGCCGCACUGCACACCAGAGGUCAGCCUGUCCGUGCUCCCCGCCCCUACUUGGGAGGCCAAGGGCAAGCCCCAGUAGUGAGUUUGAACUGUGGGGUCCACAUACACGGUUUAUUUGGUACCUUGGGGUCUGCAUUCACAGAUUUGACUGACCUUGGAUGUCGGUUGGUUGAGUCUGAGGACUUGGACCUGUGGAUACUUAAAUCCUGCCUGGCCUUUGGAUACCCGGGGGUCAGAUCCCAGACCCCAGUGUUGUUCAAGGGCCCACUGUCCUCUCCUGUGCCUCGUGUAUCCCCAUCGCAGUCCAGGUGGGGAACCGCGUGUGGGGAGAGCCACGCAACCCUCACCCCAAAGGAGAUGUGGCCACUGUCUUCCAGGGGCAGAGCCCUCAAGGGCCCCCCACUAACCAACUGCUCACCUGCGCAGUGCUAGGAGCUGGAGGUGGCGGGCUCGGCCUGACCAAGGCUGGCCAGCAUGGAGGUGAGGUCCAGGAUGAACAGCUUCACCUGGGGAGUUACCGACACGGCCAAAGUCACAGCCAGGCCCUGAGCCUGCUCAGCUCCCCACCCCCCAACACCAGGGAGAGGGGGCUGCCAAGCAGUGGUGGGGGGUAGAGACCCCAUAAAAGGGGUCCCAGGGACAGUGAACCCAGCCUACACCGUUCUGGGUUCUCAAAGCCUCAGUCCGACCCUCCCCAAUUCAGUAGCAGAUCACCAUCACCUGUAUAAUUAAAUUAGCAUUUUUCAUUUACACCAUUUUUUUCCCUUUUAAUUGGAUCAGUCAUACUUGAUGGACGACCUGCUGCCAUCUUCGCCACGGGAAGCCCGCCUUUAUUUUGUCUUAAUUAGCUUAUUGACAUGCGCUCCGUGAGCACCCAUCGGCCCACUGCGGAGGCUGGAACUUGGCGAGCUUUACCUGUGGGCUUUCCUUCCACGUUCGUCACUGAACUACAAUCUGAGAGGGAAACUCCCCACUGAAAAUAGAAGAAAAUAGCUCGUAUAGGGGAUCCCUGGAAAAAUAAGUGCCCUGAAAAUGAACUGAAUUCUGACCAGCGCUCUGCCUGCAGGGAGUGAGUCCUUGGUGGCCCUGCAGUGCAGAAUGAAAGGCCCCCACAACCCGGCCCUCCAGAGGGGGGCCUCAGCCUGUGCACGGUUGGAGGUGAGAGUCAGGGACUCAUUAAAAGUGAUCCUGCACCUCCUGAUUUUGCUCUGAUAUUGCGGUUGGUUAGUGCUGUGGACCUUGGUAGAAAGGCUGGCACCACUAUACAGAGCCCGUCGUCCUGACCACACAGCAGACAGGCUCCAGACGAGCCAGGACCACCAGGCAGGAGGGCCCCGCGGCCAUGCAGCCCGUUCCCGGGCUCUGACCUCAGAAGAUCGUGCCUACUCCAGAGAAGGUGGGAUCUCAGGCACCAUGAUGUUCCAGAAGGUUCGGGGGCUGGA